AUGGAAACGGCUCUUAUACUGCAGUCGAGUUUCUCAGAGACGAGACAAGUGGACGACUCCAUUGAUAUCAGACGUAAUCUUAGACUUCGUUACCCUAAAGACCCGCAGAAGGAGAACAGUCACGAGUACUGUGUGGUGUUCGAGAUUGUCAAAUCGCGCAAAUCGUGCGACACACUAGGCUCGGAGUUGGAGCGCAAAUUGGAGCAGGGUAGCCGCGUGUGCGUACAGUGCCAAGACGCGGCCAUGCGCAAACACCUGGGCUACCGGUGCCACGGGCACGGAGUCGAGGGCAAAGUGACCCGUUGGACAGCUUUGGCCGGCAACUCGUGUCACGGCCGGUGGGUUCGCCGCGAACAGUACACCCACUGUCCCUGUCACGCAACUGGUCACCCUGAUUUCAUAUUUGUUUGA
Messenger RNA from Medioppia subpectinata, 411 nucleotides. NCBI's taxonomy places the organism in Eukaryota, Metazoa, Arthropoda, Arachnida, Sarcoptiformes, Oppiidae. The record is from the annotation of a GenBank genome assembly.